AUGGGCAAGAAGAAGCGUGCCACGCAGCUGGAUGCGUGGUGCUGGUACUGCGACCGCGAAUUUGAGGAUGAAAAGGUAUUGAUCCAGCACCAGAAAGCGAAGCAUUUCAAGUGCCCGCUGUGCCCACGCAGGCUGAACACGGCGGGUGGGUUGUCGGUGCACCUAGGACAAGUCCAUAAAGCCGAGCCAGGAUUACUCGAUAAUACCCUUCCGGGUCGUGGCUCGUUCGAGAUUGAAAUAUAUGGCAUGGUCGGUGUGCCGGAGCCAGACUUGCGCGACUGGCUUUUGCGUCGGAGUGGGACACGAGUAGGAGGUGCGCAGGCUCAUGGCGCUGCGUCAAAUGCGCGCAAACUACCGCGCAUCGACAAAGGGCCCGUGCCACAGGAGAAACUAAGGAUCCAGCUAGAGGCACACAAGGCACUCAUGAGCGGCGCGCCAAAUACAGCAGCACCUGUAUCCUAUGCGCCCGUGUCGUAUUCGCCAGCACAGGAGCAGGCACACGCAACACCGCCUCGCACGGACGCGAACACAGCGCCGGGCAAGCACGCCAAAGUGCGCAUGGCAUAUACGGACGCUGUACUCAGUCCAGACGAAAAAAUGGCGCGGCUGCCGCGCUAUAGUGUGCGUGCGUAA
This is a messenger RNA of Malassezia vespertilionis, 633 nucleotides long. RefSeq lists its product as uncharacterized. The coding region runs from base 1 to 633 and encodes 210 amino acids. Lineage: Eukaryota; Fungi; Basidiomycota; Malasseziomycetes; Malasseziales; Malasseziaceae. The record is from RefSeq and is a predicted model, not a curated record. The transcript is spliced from 4 exons. Gene Ontology annotation, cellular component: nucleus.